Molecule: messenger RNA, 205 nt
Organism: Symbiodinium sp. CCMP2592
Lineage: Eukaryota; Dinophyceae; Suessiales; Symbiodiniaceae
Source: the annotation of a GenBank genome assembly
GCAGAUGGUCGCGGAUGGUUUCGUGCCCGACGAUGCCAUGCUGCAGCAGCUGGAGCCUCUUCUCGGCAGGCGAAGUCGAGAGAUUUGCAAGAAAACAUCAUCCAAGUCGCCGUCGGCCAAGUCGCGGCCGGCGAAGAAACAAAGCAAGGCCACCACCGCAGCUCUCGCAGACCUCCUUGGCGCGGCCAAGAAGCGAAGAACAGAG